Tetranychus urticae (two-spotted spider mite) is the source of this 2192-nucleotide messenger RNA. Its product is annotated as proclotting enzyme-like. The record is from RefSeq and is a predicted model, not a curated record. Gene Ontology annotation, biological process: proteolysis. Lineage: Eukaryota; Metazoa; Arthropoda; Arachnida; Trombidiformes; Tetranychidae. Gene Ontology annotation, molecular function: serine-type endopeptidase activity.
UUAAAUUGUGAAUAAAGUGGGCAGAGUUUUUAAUCACAAAAAAUAGUAAUCAUUUUGUAGGUCAAAUUGUAACGGGAGGUUCAAUGAUGAUAACAAUUAUCGAGGUCACAAGCGGGAGAGCCGAUGAAUCUUGAAACCAUUUGCAUUAACAAUUUAACUGUUGAACCAUCAACAUGUUAAUCAACUUUCCAACUGUCAACAUUUAACUAGUUUGUUUCCAAAUUAUAUGGGAUUUCCUUGUAAACAGUUGAUGACUUUGUUCAAGUGCAAUCUGAAAGUGAACACAAAAAAAGUGAAAUUAAAUUGAAUUCAAAGUUAAUUUAUUGAGUUUCAUCUUUCCGUUUUAAUUUUGGUUAGUUAUACCUGUCCAUGUUUCAGGUUAAAGUGGUGUUACAAUUAAAAAGAAACGUUUUGCCAUUCAAAUUGAUUCAUUUCUUUACAUAUAAUUUCAUCUAAUCAAAAAUGGAUCAUCAUUUGAGUUAAUCAGUGAUGAUCAUAGUGAUGUUAAACCUGAUCAAGAUGAUAAUAGUGAGUUUACUUGUUAAUGUGUCAAUCUGCAAAUAAUGAUUAUUGGCUUUGAUUCAAUUUCCUUCCAUUAUUUCAAUCAAACUUUCAAUAUUUAUUUUUCAACCUCGUUGUACAUAAAAAUUAAGACAACAAUCUGAUUAAUUGCAAAAUGUUCAUCCAACGAUACAUUUUCAACACUCACAAUCAAAAAGGAUUAUUUUCAAUUCAUAGUUUAGUUAAAGUGUUGUUAUUAGUGUUGAUAUUUUUUCACUCAACAGUCAAUGGAUCACAAAAUCGAACGGCAAAACAAUCUUCCCUGUUUUCAGGAUUCAACAUUAAUUUUUGUCGCACUCCUGAUGGCAUUCCUGGUGAAUGUGGUGAUAUAAGAAGAUGCAUUUGGCUUGUUUUUGAUGUUCAAAGACUUCGCCAAUCAGUUUGUUUCCGUAACCUUUUAUUUCCCGGAGUCUGUUGUCCCUCUCCGAUGCCAGGAGUUCAGACACCGAAUCCACCACCAAAUGGCCAACCACCCAUUUUAACUUCACAACCAUCAACAUCUAAUCAUCAAAUUUCGCCGAGUCAACCAAUAGUUUCUCAUCCAAGCAUUCCAGCAUCUGUAACAACUCAUCGACCAUCAAUUUUAAUAACAAAUAAGCCUUCAUCCUCUUCAGGUGGUAGUCAUUAUGAAACUAUUAAUAAACCAAUCAAUAGACCACUUUGGACUGUUUCGUCAACAUCUUCAACAACUGCGUCUUCAUCAACAGCACUUGUUUCAAGCUCGUCCACAACAAUUUCACCCUCGUCAUUACAGCCAACAUCAACAACAAAAAGACCAAAUAAUCAGCUCAUCACUACAACACCUUCAAGUUUUACUAACAAUAGUUUACCUGUUUCUUAUAAAGAUUGUGGUAUAUCAGGUAAAGAUAGUCGGAUUGUUGGUGGUUUUGAUGCUCGCACAGGUCAAUGGCCUUGGAUGGCAGCCAUAUUUUUGGAUAAACCAAAAGGUCGUGAAUUUUGGUGCGGUGGAGCAUUGAUUAAUGAGGAAUACAUUUUAACUGCUGCUCAUUGUCUUUCAGAUCCUCGAGGAUUCAAGUAUGUAACACAACAAUUGACCAUACGAUUAGGUGAUAAUCAUUUAUAUCGAGACGAUGAUGGAGCCGUUCCACAAGAGUUCAAAGUGCGAUCCAUUUCUCAGCAUCCAAAUUUUCAAAGACAUGGAUUUUUCAAUGAUAUUGGAUUGAUUAGGAUUCAAGGGCGAGCACGAAUAGAUGAUUUUGUUAGACCAAUUUGUUUGCCUUUGGGUGAAUCCAGAACAAAAGACUUGAAAGGUUACAUGGCAACGGUUCUUGGAUGGGGCACACUCUAUUAUGGUGGUCCAGGUUCAGGUAUCCUUCAACAGGUUUCAAUGCCGAUUUGGGACAAUCAAGACUGUGAUAAAAAAUACUUUCAACCAAUUAACAAAAAUUUUUUAUGUGCUGGUUACUUAUCUGGUGGUAAAGAUGCUUGUCAGGGUGACUCAGGAAGCCCUUUGAUGGUCUCUGAUCCUAAUUUGAAAUGGACAAUUUAUGGAGUCGUUUCUUUUGGUAACCGAUGUGCUCAACCGGGUUACCCAGGAGUUUAUACACGAGUAACAGAGUAUCUGGAAUGGAUUGGAGAAAAUGUUAGACAAUAAUUUCAUAAACAAAAGA